Eufriesea mexicana is the source of this 1067-nucleotide messenger RNA. RefSeq lists its product as uncharacterized. The transcript has 6 exons. The record is from RefSeq and is a predicted model, not a curated record. The coding region runs from base 114 to 1061 and encodes 315 amino acids. Lineage: Eukaryota; Metazoa; Arthropoda; Insecta; Hymenoptera; Apidae.
CACUGUCCCCGCGUUAGAACAACCGGAGAACGGAAGUCGCGGAGACCAGUCACGGGUAACCGGUGCAGAGGAUCAUCGUGGAAGGAUCGACGCGUGCUACCAGGGUUCCCAGGAUGGAUAAAGACGUUCGACGGAAGUGCGGGAAAGUGCGACGUGCUCUCUUCCACCUGCUGCUGAUAGUGGGGGGUGUGACGGGACUGAAGGACCUGACAAUGAACGUGCCAGCGAUGGUGAGAUCCGGCGACACGGUGACGCUCUCCUGCCAUUACGAUUUGGAAGGGCUGCCAUUGUACAAGAUACAAUGGAUGCUCGAGGAAGUGGAGUUCUAUCGAAAUGCACCAGAUCAAGAUCCACCGUACAAGACCUACGACGUCGAUGGAGUACACGUGAAUGUCUCCAAGUCGAACACGCACGACGUGACGUUGACCAACGUGUCUAGGAAGCUGACGGGGGAGUACAAGUGCGAGGUGUCGGGCGGAAGGCCGUCGUAUCACACGGAUAUCAGGAAGGCCCGGAUGGAGGUGGUAGAUGCGCCGAAAACGGACCCGACGAUCGGCAUCGAGAAGGAGAGGAUCGCGGUGGGCGAGCUGCUCCGGGCGAACUGCACCACCGGCAACUCCAGGCCCGCCUCCGCCAUUACGUGGAAGCUGAACGGGGAUCUCAUCGGCAACGACAGCAUGGUAUACAGGACCAGACACCUGGCCAUCCCGCAGGACGACGGCUCGCAGGUGUCCAAGUCUACCAUAGAGUUCAAGGUGACGAACGACAUGUUCCAAAACGGCCGACUGCACCUGCGCUGCACCGCCUUCAUCGCGGACGUCUACCGGAAGACCGCUGACAUGGAGAUCAGCGAGGACGCGCCGCGCAUCGCCUCCAUCACCGGCGAAUCACCGCCGCGUGGACAUCGCGGCAUCAGUUCCGCAAACCCAAGCCCGACCUGGACUACCGCGACGACGAUGAUGCUAGCCCUGGCAGCGAUCGUGUUUCUUCUCUCCUCUUCGAUGACGAUGACCGUGGCGCCGACCAGCAGCUCGUCGGAGCCGAUCCUCGCCGGCAGGUAGCUCGUA